ACAGCUGCUGACGUAUCUGUUUUGACGGAUCCGGAUAAGUACACGAUCUGACCGACAUCCAAAAUCCAAAUAUAUAUAACAUAAAACAAUAUAACACGAGAAUAUUUAACAAGAAAAACCAUGGGCUCUUCAAUACGAGAGAGACAGAUAAAUCUGUUGAAGCAAAUGAUAAAUUUCAACCAACCUAUAACUAAAUCAACUAUCAUGGAACCAUCAUGGAAAAUUUUGGUGUACGACAAGUAUGGACAGGAUAUCAUAUCCCCCAUUCUAUCAGUCAAGGAAUUGCAAGAACUAGGUGUGACUCUCCACGUCCAACUACACUCACCUAGAGACCCUGUUCCAGAUGUGCCUGCUAUUUACUUUUGCCUGCCCACUGAAGAGAACCUAGGACGAAUAAGCCAAGAUUUACAAAACCAGCUAUAUGAAUCAUAUUACUUCAAUUUUAUCUCAUCCAUAUCCCGGCAAAGAUUGGAAGACUUGGCAUCUGCUGCAAUCAAUGCUCAGAGUGUGGCCCAGAUCUUAAAAGUUUGUGAUCAAUACCUGAAUUUCAUUUCUCUGGAAGAUGAUUUGUUUAUCCUCAGAAAUCAGAACAGUGACAUGAUAUCCUACUACUCUAUGAACAGGGGUGAAAUAACAGAUACAGAGAUGAACAACAUUUUAGAUGGAAUUGUUGAUAGUUUAUUCUCUUUAUUUGCCACAUUAGGCACUGUUCCGGUAAUUCGAAGUCCUAAAGGAAAUGCAGCUGAAAUGGUAGCUGAAAAACUAGACAAGAAAUUAAGGGAAAGUUUGCGAGAUACAAGAAGUGGUCUUUUUACUUCUGAUCUAACCCAAAGUUUUGGAUUUCAGAGGCCUUUGUUGGUUCUCCUCGACCGUAACUUGGACAUGGCUACACCUCUCCACCACACUUGGACUUACCAAGCCCUUGUACACGAUGUUUUGGAUUACACUUUAAAUCGUGUGGUCGUCCAGGAACCAGAAAGUGAUGCCAAUCACCAUCCGGAUAGCCAUCGGCACACGCCUUCUCACAAAGCCAAAAUAAAGACUUGUGAUUUGAACCCAUCCGACAAAUUUUGGAUAUCUUAUAGAGGCAGUCCUUUCCCAACAGUAGCAGAAUCCAUUCAAGAAGAACUGGAAGAUUACAAAGCCUCGGAGAGUGAAGUGAAACGAUUAAAAGAAUCAAUGGGAUUAGAUCCAGACGGAGAAGCCGCUAUGAGUUUGAUUUCCAACACAACAGCCAAGCUGACUUCAGCAGUUAGCUCUCUACCCCAGCUUCUGGAGAGGAAGCGGCUUUUAGACAUGCAUACAACCAUAGCAACAGCCAUCUUGGAGCAAAUCAAGCAGCGAAAACUGGACGUUUUACUAGAGGUGGAGGAGAAGGUUAUGAGCAAAAACGCCUUAGAUCGAUCUGUCUUAGACAUCAUUAGUGAUUCAGAGUGCGGAACUCCAGACGAUAAACUCAGGCUAUUUCUGGUCUAUUUUAUUUGUUCACCUAACAUGACUGAGUCCGAAACUGAUCAGUACGCCGCUGCACUAAAAGCUGCUGGCUGCAAUUUAGCAGCUUUGCGCUAUUUGAAGCGCUGGAAGUCGUGCAGCAAGAUUGCGACUGGCUCUAGCCAGUACUCGGGAGGUGGAACUAGAACAGUGAACAUGUUUACGAAACUUAUGUCCCAAGGCUCGAAUUUUGUCAUGGAAGGCGUGAAGAACUUGGUUGUAAAGAAACAUAAUUUACCAGUUACACGGAUUGUUGAUCACUUGAUGGAACUGAAACCCUCUCCAGAAACCGACGAUUACCGUUAUUUUGAUCCAAAGCUUUUGAAACCUAGUGAGGGUGGUAGUACUGCUCCUCUUAAGAGUCGUGCCCAAUUCCAAGAUGCUAUUGUAUUCAUGGUGGGUGGAGGGACGUAUGCCGAGUAUCAAAAUCUUGUCGACUAUGCUAAAUCGAAAACAGUGGGAGGUAACGCGAAGAAAAUUGUCUAUGGUUGUUCCACUUUAAAUAACGGAAAUCAAUUCUUAAAACAGUUGGCAUUGUUGGGUGAAGAUAUUCAGUAAAAAAAAGUGGAAGUCGAAGGAAAUUAUUCCUCGCCCUUGUUUGUUAAAUGAAAAUCCAAUAAAAAAGCAAUUUAAGAAUGCGA
Messenger RNA from Daphnia pulicaria, 2132 nucleotides. It is a transcript of the gene Slh, whose product is annotated as sec1 family domain-containing protein 1-like. The transcript has 12 exons. Gene Ontology annotation, biological process: endoplasmic reticulum to Golgi vesicle-mediated transport; intracellular protein transport. Gene Ontology annotation, cellular component: Golgi membrane; cytosol. The record is from RefSeq and is a predicted model, not a curated record. NCBI's taxonomy places the organism in Eukaryota, Metazoa, Arthropoda, Branchiopoda, Diplostraca, Daphniidae. The coding region runs from base 121 to 2049 and encodes 642 amino acids. Gene Ontology annotation, molecular function: syntaxin binding.